Cladocopium goreaui is the source of this 286-nucleotide messenger RNA. Lineage: Eukaryota; Dinophyceae; Suessiales; Symbiodiniaceae. The record is from the annotation of a GenBank genome assembly.
AUGUCCGAUUCGGCCAUCGACCUGGAUCACGAUGGAAACCCGGUGAAGAAGAACGCCACGCGCCGGGACCAGGUGAACAUUGCCUUUGGCACUGGAGAGGUGACUGGUGAGUUUGUGCGGGAAACCGUUUGCCUCACUCCUGGUGCCAUGGAAACUCCGCGCAAGGAUUGCACCGAGCUUCGUGUGAUUUUGGCGAGCGAGAUGACCAAGGAGCCCUUCAUGACUUUCGAGUUUGAUGGCGUGUUGGGCUUGGGUCUGGCAAGCCUGGCGGUGGAUCCUGAAUUCA